This is a messenger RNA of Caenorhabditis remanei, 300 nucleotides long. RefSeq lists its product as uncharacterized. The transcript has a single exon. Lineage: Eukaryota; Metazoa; Nematoda; Chromadorea; Rhabditida; Rhabditidae. Bases 1 to 300 code for a protein of 99 amino acids. The record is from RefSeq and is a predicted model, not a curated record.
AUGAAUGCUGAAAGAACUUUAACACAAAAUGGGGAAAACAAACGAGUGGAGAAAUCAUUUGACAAUCACAAUAUGAGCGAAAAUUUGAAGAAAAAAUCACCGGGAAAAUUGAAGAAAACAAUUGAAGGCGCUGUGAAAAAGACGUCAUUUGGAGAAGACGUUCAGAAGGCAAAGAAGUCGAAGAAGCGUCCGAGAAGACUUCUGGAGGUACAUCCACUUUUAGAGUAUGACAUCAUUUUGGCAUCGAAGUCAUCGCACAUUGCAGCCAACUUGGUGCCGAUUUCCUGGCUUAUCUCGUGA